AUGCAAGAAAGGAUCCGUGGCUGCGUAUCCCAUUUAGUACAAGAAGCGUACCGCGAUUACAGAUGGGACAAUCUGCACAAUGUGCAUCAACUUCGACAUGUAAGAUUAACGAAUGACACCAUCUUCAACAUGGGAUACAUCAGACGCAGCAACACCCAAGACACGUCUCACGCAAAAAUGAAAUCUAUGGAAUUGCAAGCAAUUAAAUUGACGCGAAAGCUACUGUGCGAAAAAGUCUAUGGUUCAUACAACACCUCAGCAUCAUCAGAUCUGCAGUCGUGUGAUCAUACGGAUAACCGUAAAUAG
Molecule: messenger RNA, 306 nt
Organism: Rhizopus microsporus ATCC 52813
Lineage: Eukaryota; Fungi; Mucoromycota; Mucoromycetes; Mucorales; Rhizopodaceae
Exons: 1
Coding region: 1-306 (101 amino acids)
Source: RefSeq, a predicted model, not a curated record